CCAAGAGUGCACCACGCCUCCUGGUACCAUGUACACCUCCUCCGACGUGGACAGCAGGGUCAUCUGCGCCACCGGGACCGUCUCAGGCCAAGUGCAGGACGCCUGUCAGGGCGACUCUGGCGGCCCCAUGUUCUACUGGGACGGCAGUACAUGGAGACAGGUGGGCGUGGUCUCAUGGGGACGGGGCUGCGCCGUGUCCCAAUACCCCGGCAUCUUCACGCGCGUCUCCGGUGAGUACGAGACGGCGGCGGUGGGUGAAAGCGAGCACGCUCCGCCGCUGAUGAUGGGCAUUGGAGCGUUACAGAGAGGGAAAAUAAUCACACGUUGUACGUGGCACUAACAACUCGUCUUGUGGCU
This is a messenger RNA of Pollicipes pollicipes, 357 nucleotides long. Its product is annotated as transmembrane protease serine 5-like. The record is from RefSeq and is a predicted model, not a curated record. The transcript has 2 exons. Gene Ontology annotation, biological process: proteolysis. Gene Ontology annotation, molecular function: serine-type endopeptidase activity. Lineage: Eukaryota; Metazoa; Arthropoda; Thecostraca; Pollicipedomorpha; Pollicipedidae. Bases 29 to 340 code for a protein of 103 amino acids.